Molecule: messenger RNA, 3174 nt
Organism: Rhodamnia argentea
Lineage: Eukaryota; Viridiplantae; Streptophyta; Magnoliopsida; Myrtales; Myrtaceae
Product: B3 domain-containing transcription repressor VAL1-like
Exons: 12
Coding region: 288-2879 (863 amino acids)
Molecular function (GO): zinc ion binding; DNA binding
Source: RefSeq, a predicted model, not a curated record
ACCUUCCGUUUCUCACUGCACUGUUAGAUCAUGCCCUCCCCUAUUGUUUUCUCAAUUCCUCUGCUGAUUCGCUGCUCCUCCUGAAUUUGCUUCCCUGACUCCCACCCCCACCACUUCUUGCCCUUCUCCUUCUUUCGCUCCCUAUCCUUGUGUCGCCUCCCCGUGCAUGCAUGUCUUGUGCUUGUUCCUUGGCCCCUGAAUUCGCGAUCCAUCCAAACAGGGGGGUUUUCGGGGUUUUCCCGAGUAUUGGGCUUGAUUGGUCGUGAUCUUGGUUGUUUCGGGGUCGGAUGGGUUCCAUGAUUUGCAUGAACGAAUCGUGCGGGACUCCUUGUCCCGACUGGACCAAGGGUUGGCCUCUCCGAUCUGGUGGCCUCGCUCAUCUCUGCCUCCAGUGCGGGUCUGCCUAUGAGAACUCCCUCUACUGCGAUCUUUUCCACCAGGAGGAAUCUGGCUGGAGGGAAUGCAGAUUUUGCGCCAAGCGCCUCCACUGUGGAUGCAUUGCCUCAAGUUCUUUGGUCGAGUUCGUGGACUAUGGAGGUGUCAUGUGCAUUAGUUGUUCAAAGAAUCAAACUCAUCCACCCACUUCAACUGAAGAUAGAGGAACAGAUGAGGAGAAGCUGAUGCAGUUAUACAAGUUCAUGUCCAAUGAACCGAAAGUCUUGCUUCAAGCUCCUAGAGAUGAUAUUCGUGCUUCUUAUGGGGAAGUACAACAAGAGACAAGACCAUUCAGUGGGGAAGCUGCUAUUGAUUUGUCACAUGGGACUGACCCCACAGUUGGAUCACAUAAGUUGACGAAAUUGGAGGACGGCAAAUUCUUGUUAAAAUUGAAGGAUACACACAGAUCUCUUCCACAUCCAUCUCUGAAUAUCAGUUUGGGAUCCCCAGGUGUAAGUUCUCAUAUCGUGUCACCUUUCUCUGGUGGGGUUGGGGAAGGAAGUCAGACCGUGGGGCCUUCUUCCCUCCAUCAAGUACCAAGGUCUCGUCCAAUCUUGCCAAAACUUCCUAAAAGUGGCAUAGCAGGUCCAGAGACAAUUAAAAUUCCUCCAGUGCGUGUUGCCAGGCCACCCGCUGAAGGGCGGGGAAAGAAUCAAUUACUUCCUCGAUACUGGCCUAGAAUCACUGACCAGGAACUGCAGCAAUUGUCUGGAGAUUUAAACUCUACUAUCAUUCCCCUUUUUGAGAAGGUUCUUAGCGCGAGUGAUGCUGGUCGAAUUGGUCGUUUGGUCUUGCCAAAAGCUUGUGCUGAAGCAUACUUUCCUCCUAUAUCUCAAUCAGAAGGUAUUCCAGUGCGAAUUCAAGAUGUAAAGGGAAAUGAAUGGACUUUUCAGUUUAGAUUUUGGCCCAAUAAUAAUAGCAGAAUGUAUGUUUUAGAGGGUGUUACGCCUUGCAUACAGUCCAUGCAGCUCAGAGCUGGUGAUACAGUAAUAUUUAGUAGGAUCGAUCCCGGAGGCAAGCUCAUUAUGGGUUUUCGCAAGGCAUCACACUCUAGUGAUCUGCAGGAAAACCAAGUAUCCAUAGUCCCCAAUGGGGAUGUAUCCAGGGGAGGUUCCUUCCAGACCUUCAUGGGAAGUCUACCCAUAGUUGAUGAUUACUCUAAUCUUUUCCGGACUUCAAAUGGAAUCAAGGAUCCCCGCUUGAAUCCUUCAUCUGAGCUUCUCAGUAAUAACGAUGCUGACACCUGUUGCGACAAGACUGAGGACGACGUGGGCAGGACAUGUCAAGACCCGGCCAAACAAGCAUUGCCGGUUCCUGAAAAGAAAAGGACUCGUAACAUAGGGUCAAAAAGCAGGAGAAUGCUAAUACAUAAUGAAGAUGUUCUGGAGCUUAGACUAACAUGGGAAGAGGCUCAAGAUUUGCUACGACCCCCACCAUGUGUAAAACCAAGCACCGUCACUGUUGAGGGUCACGUUUUCGAAGAAUAUGAUGAACCCCCAGUAUUUGGAAAGAGGACUAUAUUCGUAAGCCAGCUCUCUGGGGGACCUGAACAGUGGGCUCAGUGUGAUGACUGCUCCAAAUGGAGAAAGUUGCCUAUGGAUGUUCAUCUUCCUUCUAGAUGGACAUGUUCGGACAAUGUCUGGGACUCUAGAAGGAGAAUUUGUUCCGCACCAGAUGAGAUGAGCCCAGAGGAGCUGGAGAGUCUUCUCAGAGUGAACAAAGAUGUUAAAAGACAAAGGGUUGAUGAGGACCAUAGGGAAGAUUCAGAUGGUGAAACUUCUGGCUUGGAUGCUUUAGCUAGUGCUGCUGUUCUUGGGGAGAGCAUAGACGACCCAGGUGAGCCAUCGAGUGGGGUGACCACAAAACACCCUCGUCAUCGUCCAGGUUGCACAUGCAUCGUGUGCAUCCAACCCCCCAGUGGGAAGGGUAAGCACAAGCCUACGUGUACCUGCAAUGUGUGCAUGACAGUGAAGCGCCGUUUCAAAACUCUGAUGUUGCGGAAAAAGAAAUGCCAAUCAGAUUGGGAGGCCGAAAAUAUGCACAAGGACCUGAUUCAUCAUGGUCAUGAGUUAGGAACUGACGGAACUUUAGCGAAUGCUUCAUCUGAGAUAAAUCACGGAGAGAAUGUAACCAGUCAGAUGAAAAAGACAGAGGUGGCAGAUAGCAGCAAUGGCCAUAUUGACCUGAACUGCCACCCCGACCACGAGAAUGUGCAGCCUGAUGGAGAAAUACGCAGCAUCACGGGGUUUACUCAAGAAACUAAGUAUCUUUCAGCAAAUGAUUCAACUCACGGUGUGAUUCCCACCUUGCAAUGUGAGCAUCUAGCCAGCACAAGCUCCAGUUUGUUCGGACGGACCGUCGAAGAGAAGGAGAAACGACUGUACAACGGAGAGUGCCUUCCAUCCAUUUCAUAUGAAACUAAUGAUGCAGGCGAUGAAGGGUAGUCCGAGGCUCUCAAAGUCUCUCUGCUGAAACAUCUUUUGGUUGAGAUUGGACUUUUCGAGUUUACAUUUUGUCUCCUCUUUUUUGAAAUUUGAGAAAUUACAAAAUGUUACUUAAUAUGUGGGGAGUGUUGAUCUGGAACGAGUUCACCCGACAAUUUUGGGACUUUUGCAUUUCAUUCCGUGUUUGAUAUAGAUAUCAGGAUUGAGAAGGGACAAUAAGUUUCUGUGUUUGAGAUGCGAUAUAGAGUUUUGCCCAUCAAGCUUAUUUGAGAAGCCAUUCUGUUUCUGUUGGUUA